This is a messenger RNA of Coregonus sp. 'balchen', 2274 nucleotides long. Lineage: Eukaryota; Metazoa; Chordata; Actinopteri; Salmoniformes; Salmonidae. The record is from the annotation of a GenBank genome assembly.
GAUCAGUUCUGGUAACAUCAUGGCAGAUGGCAGGAUCUACGUGGGGAACCUUCCGGCUGAUGUGCAAGAGCGGGAUAUUGAGGAUAUAUUCUUCAAAUAUGGCAAAAUCCGAGACGUUGAGUUGAAGAAUAACAGAGGCACUAUUCCCUUUGCCUUUGUGCGCUUUGAAGAUCCACGGUAAGAUAAACCACCAUCCAUGAAUGGCAUUCUCCAUUGUUGACCAAUAAGACUAGAUCAAUAGUGUUCAUAGUUUUGUCAUUUGUGACUGACUCCCAUAUGACUGCCAUCUUGACAUGCCACAUUCUCACACGGUCACUCAUGUCCUUAUGUAUUAGUGAUGCAGAGGAUGCAGUCUAUGGGAGGAAUGGUUAUGGAUUUGGAGACUGCAAGCUGCGCGUUGAGCACCCUCGCUCUGCCUCCUCUAAAUUCAACGGUCCUAUGGGUGGUGGUGGUCGAGGGGGUGGUGAAGGAGGUCCCGGUGGUCCUAAAGGGAGGUUUGGGCCUCCUACUCGAAGGUCAGAGUUCAGAGUUAUUGUGACUGGUAAGUGGAUAAAGUCGGUGCUUAUUUGUUUAAUGAAAGCUUAUCUCUUCCUUCGAUCAACGUCAGUUUGCACUCGGUUCCCUCUGAUUAGCUUUUUAUAUGCUUUAUUUCUCAAGUUAUCAGUGUUAAAUAAUUCCAUGAUUUACGACACUGUAUGCCAAUGCAAGGUUAGAUGUACCCUGGUAUUGUUGGGGGUUGCCUAUAACAUUUACAUUUUACAUUUUAGUCAUUUAGCAGACGCUCUUAUCCAGAGCGACUUACAGUUAGUGCAUAUAUUAUUUUAUCGAACCCACAACCCUGGCGUUGCAAACGCCAUGCUCUACCAACUGAGCUACAUCCCCUGCCGGCCAUUCCCUCCCCUACCCUGGAUGACACUGGGCCAAUUGUGCGCGCCACCCCAUGGGUCUCCCGGUCGCGGCCGGCUACGACAGAGCCUGGAUUCGAACCAGGAUCUCUAGUGGCACAGCUAGCACUGCGAUGCAGUGCCUUAGACCACUGCGCCACUCGGGAGUAAUAACAAGGUUUCCCAACCCUGGACCUCAAGUACCCACAACAGUACACAUUUUUAUUGUAACCCUGGACAAGCACACCUGAUUCAACAUGUCAACUAAUCAUCAAGCCCUCAAUGAGGUGUGUUUGUCAAGGGCUACAACGAAACUGUGCUGUUGGGGGUACUUGAGGACCAGGGUUGGGAAACACUGGCCUAUAAAGGCCAAAGUCCUUAAUGGUUUGGUCUCUGUUCCCACAGGCCUGCCUCCGACUGGAAGCUGGCAAGACUUGAAAGAUCACAUGAGGGAGGCGGGAGACGUUUGUUUCACAGAUGUUCAGCGGGACGGGGAAGGGGUGGUGGAGUUCCUGCGCAGAGAGGACAUGGAGUAUGCCAUGCGGCGCCUAGACAGGACGGAGUUCAGAUCACACCAGGUAACUAAACACUCAGAUCCUCAGCUCUACAGUCUUAAGGAAAUGUUGCAUUUUCAGGACGUUCUCUGACAUGGCGGACAUUUUUCAGGGGGAGACAUCGUCUAUCCGGGUCCAUGGAGAGAUUGGGGACAGCAGAGGACGCUCCCGGUCCCGUUCCAGAUCCAGGGGACGGUACUCACCCGCUUAUCAAGGUCGCGGCUCUCCACCCCCUCGUUAUCAGUCACCCCCUGUUCGCAAGGUGUCUCGCCAUAGCCCUCCUCCACGUCGCCCACCUGCAGCACACCGUAGCCCACCCUCCCGCAGCCCACCCCCCCGUCACUACCGAUAGUCUACCUACAGGAUGGAGCCAAGACUGCUGAUUACUUUUUGUGUUGCUUUUCGUUUUAGGCUGUCAUGUGCAUUCCACUAUGAAGACUGUCUCCAAAGGAGGACUUUUUAAAAUAGUGUAGACAGCGGCUGGGCAAAUCUGCAUUUGCCUCACAUUCUAAGUGAUUCAUUCUCAGACCUAGGAUAUAGCUAGUUAGGGAUAUUUGUGAAGGAGACUGCAUAUUAGAGGGAUGCAACAUCAUACAGCUCUUUAGUAAUGUGUUUUCUUUAACAAACAAAAAAAAAGCAUGUUUCUGUAAGAGCCUGUCUAGACUGCCCUUCCUUGUGGAUGGUUGCCUUGCAAAUGUGUUUGUGCUGGUCUCUAUUUUGUUCCUCUUAUUUUACAUGAGUGAAAUUAUUUGUAACUACUCCUGCCCCCAUUCUCAAAAUAAUCUUUGUAUCUUGUAACAGCUUUGUAAAAAGUAUUUUUUUUAUUUUUUUUUAUA